AUGGCAAGUGCGUACGUGUUUGAUGGUGACUCACUCCACCAGGUGAUGAUAGAGGAAGGCCGCCUAACAUAUUCUUCAGUUGCCUCGCCGCUUCCGUGCCGGGCUGUUGUUGCCUGCUUUGGUGAAAAGGAAUUUUACUAUGUUGAUCCGAGGUCACCUGAUCUCCUGCAGCGACACGGAAAUGGGUCUGACUUUUUAAGGUCUCGGCUUCCCGGACCUGUCAGCCGACUCAUCGUUCAUCGCCACAAGGUGUAUUGCUGUGGCAGAAAUUGUCUCUACGCAUUCGACCCCCUCAGCAGAGAUGUGGAGACUCUAGAGCUACAUCACAAUGUGCUGGAUGUGGAUGCAGCAGGUCAUGGUUUUGUCUUUGUGAAUGAAUUCCACGAGCUUUAUGUAUUCCAUUUCAACAAUUCUAUCAGGAAGGUUGAAACGAGAGGUGAGGUGAUUCGGCUCCUUGGCCAGCAGAAUGGUUUCGUCAUGGCACUUUUUGAUUCCAAUCGGGUUGUUGCCAUCAACGAAAACGGUGAGGUCAGAGAAGGUACCUUCACUCUAGCUAUUAGCACACCGUUCAUAUCGCUUAGUGGUGGUGCGCUACUUACCUGCCAAGAAAGCGGCGAACUCUGUCUUUACACACAGAAUGCGCUUGUAUCUUCUGUGGUUUUCCAGGGUCAUGGCCUAAGACCACUUCUUGUGCCUUCCUCCGCGCCUGAGGGCUCUUGCUUGAUUUGUUUUUGUGAUUUUGAUGACGGCACUGGUGUAACUCUAGAUUGUGGGCACCGUUUUCAUCGCGAAUGUCUUGCGAACUUCUCUUCUCGGGCAGAUGGUUUUGUGGCAAAAGGAGAACACGUUGCUUUUACGUACGCCCUUUGCCCUGCUGGAUGCGGUUUUAUGAUUCGUCACCCCGCCGCACCGCUUUCAGAAUACAUGAGGUCUUUGUCUGCAUUGAUUGAUAAGGAUCUCGAGCAGCGUCUUCGUGAAAUGGCUAACAAGACUGCCGAAGACUUGCUUUACUAUAUUUGCUUCCAGUGUGGAAAACCGUUCUAUGGUGGUGAGCGCUGGUGCUUUCGGUUAAUGUCAGAUGAACCUGCAAAGGCGCCAAGAGAGCUGCUAUGCUCCAAUUGCAACAAGGAUUUUCUCUGCCCGAAACACAAACAUGACUUUGUCCUCUACAAGUGCCGCUAUUGUUGCAAUCCAGCAUCUCAUCUAUCCUUUGGCAAUCGCUACAUGUGCAACCGUUGUGAGGGCCAGUGGAAAAACGCAGAGCCGGAGCCAGUGCCGUGUCCCGGUCCAAAAAAAUGCCCACUUAAAGGCUCACACAAAACCGACGGUUCAUAUCCUUUAGGAUGCAUGCUUUGUAUGCCAUUAGAUGGUCUGGGUGCUUCUCUUUUCUCUGCGUCGUAA
Messenger RNA from Trypanosoma grayi, 1401 nucleotides. RefSeq names its product excreted/secreted protein 66. The transcript has a single exon. Gene Ontology annotation, molecular function: protein binding. Lineage: Eukaryota; Euglenozoa; Kinetoplastea; Trypanosomatida; Trypanosomatidae. The coding region runs from base 1 to 1401 and encodes 466 amino acids. Gene Ontology annotation, cellular component: nucleus. The record is from RefSeq and is a predicted model, not a curated record.